AUGAGUGGCACAGGACUCGGAUGGCCCGCUUUGGUGCCACCAUACCGCAACCGCCUUGAAGAGUGGUUUAGCACGCCUGAGAAAUUGCAUGCCUCAUUCGACACGAGGGAAGAGCUUGUAUCAUUGCUUAGGGCUUGCGAUAACACACUUCUUGAAAGUAGCCUGCAGUUGAUUGCGGAUGCACUUCUUGAAUGGCAUGCAGACAAUGCUCGCACAGUUGCGAGUGGGCGCAGGGAAUCAAGGAGGCGCUUGACAGAGUGCUUGCCCAGUGUCCCGGGAACUGGCCUUAGCUUGCAUGAGCAUUACAAUCAGAUUGCACUUCAGAGUCCACUUGCGUUGCUUCCGGUUCUUCGCAAGCGGAAGUUAGCUACUGAUAGGGUCGUAGAUCGCGGUGCCAGGGCCACUGAGGAGAUACGGCUUCGGCAGGAGUAUGCAUUGCGUCUUGCGGCCAUCAUGCAGGAGGCGCAACUGCCGGUGUGCAAGGUGCUUGCAGGGGUCAGCAAUGCCGAGGAAGCCUGGCCACGGCUGUUCGGGACCCGUCGAUCCAAGACAUUGAGAAAUCGCUUUAGAGCUUGGGACAAGUUUCGGGAAUGGUUGCUUUACAGCCGUGGCAGGAGCUAUCCGGAAGGGGUAGCUGAUGUGCUAGAUUAUGCCAAUGAACGAUUCCAGGAAGGAUGUGGAAAGACAGUUCUCGAAAGCCUGCAAGCCUCUCUCAGUGUAAUUGAAGGUGUAGGGCGCGUGCCGUCUACGCAGCAGAUAUCUCAGGAUCCCACAUGGCAGGCGCAGCUCAAAAGUUACACAGCCGAUUUGGUUUCGGCGGCACCGCCGGAGCAGCCAGCCAGCAUGCUCACUGUUGCUAUCGUUCUUGCAUGUGAGAUCUUCGUUUGCACGCCCGGGGAGCCUAGUUACUUGAGAGCAUUGGGCUUUGUCUGCUUAUUGAUGGUUUGGGGAUCGCUUCGGGCUGAUGAUGUUCAGGGGCUCUUGCCGCAGACCAUGCUUCUGGACGAGCGAGGGCUUAGCAUUGAUCUCGCGCGGUCCAAGACUACAGGGCCCGACAAAAGGACCCACACCGUCAAGGUCUUCGUGGAACGGAGUAUCUCUCUGACAGGGCAUGAUUGGCUGAAGGUCGGAUAUGCACUUUGGAAGGAUUUCGAUUUUGAGAGGGAGUAUCUGGUUUUGAAGGCCAAUGAAGGUUUCACGGAACCCCUGGAGAAGUCGGUGCCUUCCUCCACGGUGGCCCUUUACUUCCGCAAAGUUCUCAGUGAGUUGAAAACGCCCAAGCGUGAGGGGCGCACAUGGAAGGCCAAUGAUCAGCGUCCGCUGCUCCCGGGAUACACUUCCAGUCAUUUUACGGGACAUUCUGCGAGGAACUUCCUUAGCUCGGUCGGAGCGGCCAUCGAUGUCGACCCCAGGGAGCUUGAUUAUCUGGGUCGCUGGAAGGUAGGUGGCGAAGGUUCUGCAACCUACAUUCGCACUUCUAGGCAGGUUGUGCAUCGUCUCCAGAGUCACAUUGCUUGUUCCCUUGUCACCGGACAGCCAAAGCACUACAUCGAGGUGGAUUCCAUCAAGGCUUUGACGGAUUAUGCAGCUAAGGCGGGGGAGAGCGAAUCUCAGGUUCGUCGCCGUCACACCCUUCUCGAGGGAUCCAAAGGCUUGGGCGGGUCGUGGCCAACUCUGGCAUUGGAAGUGGGUGUUGCGGCACCACCUUCUCCAGUCGAGCAGGUUUCGAUGCCAGGCAGCCGGGGGGAUUACUUCAUCGUUACCUCUCGCACCACAGGCCUGAGGCGUCUGCACAUGUUGGGCUGCUAUGUCAAGCCUGAGAAUUGUUAUGAUGUGAAAUUUGUCAGUCAUGUCGGCGCGGAGGACGUCGAUAACAUUUGCAAAGAUUGCAAAGCAAGAAUGAAGGCUCAGGCCGGAGAGGAGGAAUCAGACCCCUCCAGCAGUGACAGUGGGAGCGAGUCGAUGCGAUUCCAGGCAAUCGCCGAUUCCCGGCCGGAAGCUCGGGCUGCUGGGAAGGCGGACUUUGGUCUUGAUGAUGGGGCUGCUGAUGGGCGACAACAAAUCGCGGGGGUCGUCGCUGCAUGGGAACUUGCACGCGACGUAAUCAGCAAAGAGACGGAAACACGAGCAGAGGCGAAAGUGUUAGGCCAGCCGCGAAUCUUGCAAGUCACAGAGAGGCAAGCAAUGCUCAAGGCGGUAGCGGCCGUUCACGGGCAGCUGGGAGAGUCGGAGACUCCAUCGUCUGAGUACCUCGCUCUCAAGUGCGAGGAGUGCGAAGCCAAUGAGCCUCAGGCUUCAACCUUGGAUGCCAUAACUUCGAAGAAGAACACGCUCACCACGAGCAUCCAGUCCAGCCUUGAUCUUAAGCUGUCUGACUUCGACCACUUCGUGAACUACAUCCUUGGCGAAAAGGAGACCUACUUCACGACGCCGCUCGCCUUGUCCAUCAUUGAGCGACCACGCAAGUGGCACAAAGGCAAGGGCAAGGGUGAUGUGGGCUCUUACCUUCAGUCAUUGGGCAAUGUCACUAAUCUUCUUCAGUUCGAUCUUCAGCGCUCCACGGAGCAUGACUUGACUAAGGAAGGCUUGUGGCAGCACAUCUUUCAAUUGCUUGGCGAAGGGGAUUGGAUCCUCAUUGUGGAGCAGGCUAAUUAUUUUCUUGAUCAGACCGUGACGGCAUGUCAACUUGCAUGGCAGUAUGUCCUGGAGCACCCGGAGGAUCUCGGCGCAACGCCGGAUCAAGAGUUACCGGCUUCCAUCUGGCAGCUACCAGCUCUGCGUGAGCUCCAGGUUUCCACUCAGGCCAUCACUUUUGCUUUCUUUCAAUGCAGCUUUGAGGCUCCCACUUCCAAACCCACACGCCUUCUCACUAAUCUACGGGCCUUUGUCGAGCAGCCUCCGCCUUUUGCUUCCUGGCCACGCUUCGACUCCAGUGAUCGCUACGUGGGGCCGUUGCCGCCACGCUGCCCGCACGGGAAACAUGCCAAAGUACUUGCAGGCCGAGAAGGCUCCCGCUGGGCGACCGAGUCAUCAGCAGCCUAUCCUCCUCUGUUGUGUGAGUGGCUUGCGCAUGCUGUGCUUGCUUCCGCUUCGCAGGGGGGACUUGGGUCAGCGCCGCACAGCUCCGUUCCAGGUGAGGCAGGUCCAAUGCAGGAAUCCCACGAGGCGACGCAGGAGGUGCAUCAGGAUUUAUGUGAAGUGCCGCAGGGGCUGCACCAGGUGGUUUCCGAUAGGGUAGAGGCGGUUACUGAUAGGGUAGAGGCGGUUGGCUUGAUCGAGUCGGAAGCACCUCCUUCCACUUUGUUGCCGUCGCCAGACUCUUCGGGGCAUGCGAUGAGGAUCUCGCGUUUCUUCGCGGGCAUGGUUUCGUCCUUCCGGGCGAAGAGCACAGUGUUGAUCUUGAGGCGGUCCAGUCAGAUGAUUCGGAGGUGCUGGAGGGGGGGUGAGGUCGAAAGGCCGGAGCCCUUCAAGCAUCAGGAGUGCCACAACAUCGGGCUGCCUUUGAACCUCGAGUGGGAUGGCAAAACUCAGCCGAUCACGGAUGGCUUUGGACUCUGCUCACCCACUAGAUGGCCUCCGGAAGCCAGGGGGGGCCUGCUGCCCAAGCAGGCUUUGGAGUUCGCCACUGCCAUGCAUCAAGUGCUUCGAGACUUUGUAGCGGACGUUGUGCCUGAUAUCAAGCGCACGGCGAUGGAGCUUGCGCUAGGCCGCCUUAAGGAAUCGCCUUUCACUCCCGAGAUGUUAGGGGUCCUUAGGAAGGAUUGGUUUAGUUGCAUAGAGGUUGCUUCGGGAGGCAAGUGUACGGAUCUUGAUGUGGUGCCGAGUGGCCAGCCAUUCUUCUUGCAUGCUGUGUCUGCGACGGCUCGGCUGUUGCAGGACCCAGAUUGGAAAGCCGUUUCUUGCCAGGAGGACUCCUAUGUCAGCGGGGUCGCGAUCGGUUAUGACUGCCCCGCGCCUCACUUGCCACAGGUGUACGAGUACAAACACAAGUCCCGCAAGCUCGAUGAAUCGGAUGCCGAGUGGCAUCGCGAGAACUAUUCGUCGGCAAACGAAACAUCGGAUCAGCUUGAGAAGAAGUUUGCAGAGGAAGAGGCUCUUGGGCGCAUGGAGGUAGUUCACCUUGUGCGCAGCGCAAAGCAAAGUCAGGAGGCCACCUUUUGCCUCACCGGCGAUGUGACGGCGGCUCACAGGUUGUUCCUUGUCAGAGAGGCCGACUGGCCUUUGUUGUGCUGUAAGGUGCGCAACGACACGCCGGUCGUUUGGUACAACAAAGUAGGAACGUUCGGUAUAUCAUCAUCCGCCUUCCUUUGGUCCAGAUUGUUUGGGAUCAUCGGCCGCUGCACCGCGCGCUUUCUUUUGACAUUGUGGUUCUAUCACCUCGUCUUCGUAGAUGAUGUUCACGCCAACUUCGCAGGAAGGGAGAAAUUUCAUCAUUUGCUCAUGUGGCUAGCAUGCUUCGAGAUGUUUGGCACACCUUUCGCAUACAAGAAGUUCCGCGGUGGGCUCACUUCGGCUUUUGUGGGUUACGAACUUUCUUAUCCAGACCAGAGGGUCGGAAUUUCCGAAUCGCGGGGCCAGUGGCUCUUGAAAUGGAUCGCUGAGGCUCGGUCCUCGAAGUUUGUUGUUUCGGUUCGCAGGUUUGCUGAGUUCUUAGGGAGGCUGGGCUUCGUCGCUCGGCUUUUGGUUUGGCUUAAGGCACACCUUGCACCGCUUUACAGCUGGAGGGCAGCGGUGAACGACAGUUCAGUCGCUCGGAUGCCCGACACCGUCAUCCUUACUCUUGAAUAUCUUGACCUCACGUUCAGGGACAUGACGUUCAAGGUCGCCGCAGCAAGAUCGGUCAAAAGAGAAGGCGUGGCCUUCCGCACUGAUGCAAAGUGCGCGGACGGGUACGUGGUCCUUGGGGGUUGGGAUUGCGCAGGCACAACUCAGGAGUCCAGAUGGUUCUCACUUCGACUUACUCCCUCAGAGGCCCCUUACCUCUUCGACUCAGAAGGUCACAGUCAGUGGGCUUCGGCAUCGGCGGAAUUGCUGGCCACGCUGGCUGCACUGCACAUCUUCGGUCACCUUGAAGCCGGGCCAACUAGGCGUUUGAUGAAGGUUGAGGUUCUAGCUCAGACGGAUAAUAAGUCUAACGAGGGCUUGACUCGCAAGGGUUCUACAACGCGCUGGCCCUUGCUCAUGGUUAACAUGCAGCUCACCCAUGUUCUCAUGAAGGCCGGCUUGCGGUUGAACUUGGGAUGGCGUCCACGGGACGAAAAUCAGGAGGCCGAUGAUUUAACCAACGAAAUCUUCGACCGUUUCUCUGAGGAGUUGCGGGUCCCAGUGCAGUACUCCGAAUUGCCGCUUUCCUUUCUUCACACUCUUUACGAAGCCAGGCGUGCACAGCUGAGCAGCCGUGAAGUGGAUUCCAUCCGCGACACGGUGCAAGAAGGCGAUCGACUUGUAAAGACGGUGCAUGCGGCUAUCAGCCAGCUUGAGUCGCAGGGCCACGUCUACACGAUGCAGCUUCAACCGACCAUGGUCGGGAUCAGUUCCCAGAACCGCGACGGGAGCGGGAUUAAUCCCGUAGAUGUCCACGAUCUUCUGGGCGACAUAGUUCAAGCCGGCUGGCUUGAUGCCAGGGUCCAGGCCAUCGCCCAUGAGCCAACUGGGCAAGAGGACAUCGAUUGGAAUGUCCGUCUCUUCCAAAGCAUGCAUGAUCGCUGUGGGCCCCUGGAGCCCACGAUGAUCAAAGCACUCUCCCUGGCAGGGUCACACACAAACUCGGUCUUGCGGUGCUUCCACUAUGAGGUCAUGCAUGAAGGAGACGAGACCGUGUGUCAUGAUGGAAGACUCAGCAUGGAGCUGCUUCGGAAGCACGAUCCGGACUUCGCGAGGGCGGUUCGCGAAGGAGUCGUUUGGAAGAUCUUGUCAAAGCACGUCGCUGCCCAGCUGCCGCAGCUGUUGGGACUUGUCCAAAGGAUGGGAAACGCCACACUUCACCGUGGCGAACACGAGCUCCAACUGAUGAGACGGCUGCAUCAGACUUGGGUCCAGAUGAGCUCUCAGGGUUCUGUGGACGUCCUGGCACUGAAGAGCAAAGUCACCACGGGGAAGUCCGUGCAUGGCAAGUCCAUGCCGCAUCUUUACAGUUUCGUGUUGAAGACUGCGGGUGGCACAGAUCCGUUCUUGCUCAGCACACGUUCAUUGGGACCUGGUUUCUGGGAGAAGGUCAGUGCCGAUGUCAAAGGUUCCAACCAAUUCCCACGGUUCCGGCAUGCCAUGGUGAAGCUUGCAUACUGCAAAGAAGCUGUGGGGUCUGCCGAGUGCAAGAAGAUGUUGCACAAGGAUUCAACGGCCUCUGUCAAGGAGGCAGACACCAUCAUGAGCACGUGGCGAAAGCUUGUGACGGCCCUGCCGGAUGGUGCAGAGCUUCUCAUGAAACCCGAAGUGCAGACCUGCUUGUCCUAUGGGGACAUGUCCUUGGCUGCCUUCACCCUGAAUGUGAUGUUGCCCGGUGAAGACUUGAAGAAAUAUAAGACAAGCCAAUCCCUCGCCCAUGACCUCGUCCUGAUUUUGGAAGGCAUCCUCAAAACAGACCUGAAUGGGCCCUGGGCGGCACACAAGGUCGCAGAUUCGGGUGAGGCAUCGGGUUCCAAACAGGUGGGAGCACCCAUGGCCAUCAUGAGGGAGCUGAGCUCCGACGGCUCGGUGAAGGAUUCAGCGGUGAUGAUGGCCGAGUCCGGCUUUUCAGUCGGCCAAUAUGUCCGUCGCAAGGCGGAUCAGGAAACUGGCCAGGUGACGGCGAUCGAGCUUGGCCGUGUCAAGCUGAAGCAGCCCUCGGGGUCCGUAGUGCGGGUGUCGAUCGACAGCUUUCUCGCAGGCCACUGGCAGGUCUACACACCCAAGCCGGAACCCCAGACGGUGGAUGACUUGUCAGUGUAUUCGCCUUUGAACUUCCCCGAAUACGAGCGACAGAUGCUGUUGGCAUGCUUGUACAUGGACAUGCAUGAGCUCAUGCAAAAGCACGACACGAAUCCCAUGCUGCAGAAGCUCAGGGUCACUUUGAAGCCUCGUAAGUCAGUCCAAGCCACGGCAUUCAUCCCGAAAAACAAGCUCAUCAUGGUCCCCAUGGGUUUGACGAUCAAGCACGGUCAGAAGAAGCCCGAGGAUGCGAUUUUCGAUAUCAUCACCCCCAUGAGUGACUACUUCUUCUGGAUUGUUUCGUUCAUUCAGAUUCCGAAAGCCGAAGGGGAUGCUGGCUUCAUCAAUCCUGCAUUCCUUGUGCAGCCGCUUCCCGUGAGUGACACUUGGAAUUGCGAGGUUUCGCAUGUCAAGUCCAAUCGAGACAAGAAGGUUCAACUCCCCAUCCUCAAGAACACCCUGGACCUGCAGCAGGACGAUGUGCUGUAUAUGCCAAAGGCCGAGAAGACUGUGCACGUCGAGGCCUUGCAGGUUGACACCCCGCCAAGGAAGCGAAUCUGCUCCAAGAAGCCGGGAGACUCCUGA
Symbiodinium sp. CCMP2592 is the source of this 7491-nucleotide messenger RNA. Lineage: Eukaryota; Dinophyceae; Suessiales; Symbiodiniaceae. The record is from the annotation of a GenBank genome assembly.